Closterium sp. NIES-65 is the source of this 2544-nucleotide messenger RNA. NCBI's taxonomy places the organism in Eukaryota, Viridiplantae, Streptophyta, Zygnematophyceae, Desmidiales, Closteriaceae. The record is from the annotation of a GenBank genome assembly.
AUGGUUCCUUCCGCGCUUCAGAGUCUGCUGGCUCGCCCUGCAUCGCGCAGCCAAGUCCGUGACUUUGAUGAUGCAUCAGCGGAGGCUUCAAAGGCCGUCCAACGACAGGCGACAUCGGCAUCGGCAUCGGAACCAUCGCAUCCACCUAGAGUAGUCGCUUCUUACGAAGGCGAUGGCCUUAUUUGGAACUGCCCUCUCGCUCCUCAUCCCACCGGCGAGGUGUCAAUGGCUCUCGCGGACGGUAACGUUGUGUGCGAGGACUUCAGUCGGGUGGACGUGGGCUCGUUCGGUACGCUCGUCGGCGUGUUUGACGGCCAUGGCGGCCCGCACGCGGCGCGUUUCGCGGCGGACAGCCUCCUCGGCCACGUGCACCGCGCGCUCGGAACCGGGCCCUUCCAAGAGGCAGAGGAGCAAAGCCGUGGGGCCAGCGUGGGGGGAAGAAGCGUGCACGACGGGAACGGAAGCACGCAUGGUGGUGGCGGUAUGUGUGGUGGAGAAGGAGGCGGAGAAGGAGAAGGAGAAGGAGGCGGAGAAGGAGGCGGAGAAGGAGAAGGAGAAGGAGAAGGAGAAGGGAACCUCCCAAGGCCGGGAGGUGAUGCAUCAGCAGCUGAGGUGAUCCCAAGGCCGGGAGAUGCCUCUGGGGUGGUCUCCGCAAGCGAACACGGAGUAGCAGCAGUGCAAAGAGAGGCAGCGCGGGAGGAAGCGCCAGCCGCAGCACCACCACCAGCAGCGACUCUCGCACCAGGAUUAGUAGCAGGAGAAGGAGCAGAAGGAGCAGCAGGAGGGACGACAAAAGCCACGUGUGCCUCCCCGACACCGGACUCCGCCGAUCGCAUUACGACCAACGACGAGCAGCAGCGCGCGUGCAGCGCUGUCCUAUCCGCGUUCGCGUCGACCGAAGCGGAUCUCCUGGCGCUGGUGCGCGCCGCGUGGCAGCACCGCCCCGAGCUCGCCAACACGGGCACCUGCGCGCUCGUCGCCUUCUUCCCCGCGCACGGCGCCUCCCUCGUCGUCGCGUCCCUGGGCGACUCGCGUGCCGUGCUGGGAAGGAGGCGGCCGCGAGUGGGAGGCCUGCUGGAGAGCGCGCAGAGUGCGUUCGGUGGGAUGGGGAUGGGCCUGGGCUGGGGUGCUGAUGCUGGUGGGAGUGGUGGAAAGGGGAAGGGGUGGCGAAGCAAGGGGAGGUUUCUCAGCUGGGGUGGUGGUGCAACUCAUUCUCAAAGGAGCAGCUCCAGCAACAGCUGCAGUGGUGGUGGUGGUAGCGUUGGUGGUGGCAGUGGUGGUAAAAGUCGCUUAGUGAGGAUUGAUAGUGCAGCCAGUGACAGCAGUCGCGCCAGCAGCGGCAGCUGGAGCAGCAGCAGUAGAGGCGAGAGCAUGAACGGUGACCUGGUUGGUGCUGCUGGCGGUGAUGGUGCUGGUGGGGCCAUGGGGUUUCUGGGCAGGUGGAUAGGCGGGGUAGCAGCCGUUUCUCUAUCGGAGGAGCACAAUGCAAGCCAAGAGCGGGAGAGGCAGCGUCUCCAGCAGUCCCAUCCCGGCGACCCCACAGUCGUCAUGCACCGCAACGGAGCGUGGCGCGUGAAGGGAAUCAUCCAAGUCACGCGCUCUCUCGGCGACUUCUACCUGAAGCACAAGGAGUUUCAGCAGCCACCGCUGCCCAGGCGGUUCCGCCUGGACCAUCUGGGGUCGCCGUCGGGUGUUGCCCUGCGGCGGCCGCUGCUGAGGAGUGACCCGAGCGUGGUGCAGGUGCGGAUAGGCGAGGAGGACCGGUUUGUCAUCCUGGCCUCGGACGGCCUGUGGGAGCAUAUGAGCCGCGCUGAAGCAGUCAAGAUGGUUGACUCGCGCCCGAGACAGGGCAUUGCGCAUUACCUAGCCCGCACAGCCGUGUUGCGAGCAGCGCGCAAGGUGGGGCUGACCCUGCUGGAGCUGCGACUGCUGGACCCUGUGCACAGGCGCAAGGUGUAUGACGAUAUCACAGUGGUUGUGGUGUUCAUGGAUAAGCACUGCCAUGCAGCUGCUGGUGCUGCUGCGGAUGCAGGUACAGUUGCAGCUAAAGGAGCUGUUGGGGCUGAUCUCGCCGUGGCGGAGAGGUUAGGAAGAGGUGAAAGUGCUGCUGCUGACGCUGCUGCUGCUGCUGCUGCUGCUGCUGUUUCGCUUCCUAACGGUGGCGAUGCUGUGGAAAUGGGAGAGGUGGGGAGUGCUGGUGGCAGCGAAAGGCCUGCAAGUGUGAGCAGCAGCAAGAGCAGCAGCAGUGAGAGCAGCAGCGAUGGCAUUGAGAUCAGUGGGGUGGACAGCGUCAAGCUCAGCAGCAGCAGCAGCUCUGCCAGCAGUGCAGUUUCCCCUGGGAGCUUAUCACCCAGGUCGCCUGAUUCCCACCCUCUGGCCUCUGUUUCCGUGGAACCUUCAAGUGCUGCAGUGCUCUCUGCACCUGCGGUGCCCCUGCCACCAUCUCCCCCCAAGGCGGGUGUGACAAGAGGAGGAGCAUCGGUUGUUGAGGUGAUGGCACGUGGUUCUACAGCUGUGCUCUCCAUUCGUGGUUGCUGGCAGUAG